Molecule: messenger RNA, 804 nt
Organism: Venustampulla echinocandica
Lineage: Eukaryota; Fungi; Ascomycota; Leotiomycetes; Helotiales; Pleuroascaceae
Exons: 3
Coding region: 1-804 (267 amino acids)
Cellular component (GO): membrane
Source: RefSeq, a predicted model, not a curated record
AUGGCAUCAAAGCCAUCACGCAUGGUGCUAUCUCUCACCGGCUGUAUAUCGAAUUCGCCCGGGCUACAAAACAUCUUCUUAAUCACACCUCAAGAGCAGACUGGUAGUUCAAAUGGUGCCUUGACAAAAGUCCAGCUACGUAUCGGUUACUUUGGUAUGUGCGUACACGCUGGCGCAGGAUCGAAUUGCUAUCUUUCGGUAUCAACUACGCCUGAAAAUUUGCAAUUAAAACUUAAUUCGACAAUGAAUCUUAGCGACACAGACAUUACCCGGGUCUCAGGGCUAUUCUCUGCGGCAUUACCGCUACAGACAAAGGUUUUCCUUCCACUUUUGGCUGCAGCGGGCAGCUUUUUUCUGCUCGGUGUCGCAUUUCUCAUGAUUUUCAAGUGGUCUGCCAAACGUUCACGCAGCAGUCUGACGGAUAUGUCUACCAAGCGACAAGAACUUUACAGGAGGGGCUUAACAAGCUUUGUAUGGGCUUCUGUGGGACUGGCUAUUGCUUCAGCGGUGUCGAUCACUGAGUCCUCAGCGGCGUUACAGUACUGGAGCGCCAACGUGUCCAGGUCAAGCAUUACUGCGUCUGCGGGCAUGGCAAUGCAAGUUUUGCAAUGGAUGUUCGUUGGACUUUCCGUCAUAUUUGCUCUUGCCGUCACUUCUAUGCUCAAAGCAGCUGAGUCUGGAGCUCUUCUUGGACCAGGAGGAAAUGGAUUGCCGCCUAAGCCAGUGGCCACAAGAAUGCCUCCACCAGGGCCACCAUCGUUUGCAGCUCAGCGCCCACCACCACCAAGCACCCUUCCACCAUAA